AUGACGACGCCGGCGACAACAGACAAAAACAACGACAACGACAAUAACAACAGCAACAACAAGUCCUAUGAAAACCGGCAACACCAUGACAUGCCCCGAACAACAACAAUAACAGCCGGAAAAGUGUCGGAAAAAAUGAGAGAGGAAAAUAUAUGGCAUACACUUAGGCGCGCCAAGUCGCUUACUGACUUUUCGCCUAUCUUCUCCGCUUGAUUUCCCUGCCUUUUUUUUGUGGGGUGUUCAUCACUGGCUCUGAUUAAGUGUAUAUUGGGCUAGGUCAGAG
Molecule: messenger RNA, 283 nt
Organism: Drosophila subpulchrella
Lineage: Eukaryota; Metazoa; Arthropoda; Insecta; Diptera; Drosophilidae
Exons: 2
Coding region: 1-213 (70 amino acids)
Source: RefSeq, a predicted model, not a curated record